ACGCCACAACGGCACUACUUGACUUGGGGGGGUGAAAAGAUCACAUCACAUCAGAUGGAUCUUAGAAGGUGUUAGUUCAGUUUUCUCGAGUUGAGGACAUCGGGGAACACGUCCUUCAACACACGCACUAACGCCAACCAAACACUACUAACUCUAGCUUGCUGGUCUCUCACUCUCCCAAACCACACCCGACACCCACCGCGCAAUCACCAUUACUCUUCUCAUCCCCAAUUCAAAACCCUAACCAUUCAUGUCCACACACACAUGUGCUAGUAACUAACUAACCACCAAUUCCCCGUUCAGAUCCGUUUGGCGUCAUGGAGGCUAGCUCCGGAGGAGGUGGUGGCGGUGCUGCCGCCGCUGGUGGCGGUGUCGGCGGUGGUGGAGGAAACGACGUGGAGCUGAUGUGCAAGACUCUGCAGGUGGAGCACAAGUUGUUCUACUUCGAUCUGAAGGAGAAUCCUCGCGGCCGCUAUCUCAAGAUAUCGGAGAAGACCUCUGCGACGAGGUCCACCAUCAUCGUCCCCUCCUCUGGCAUCUCCUGGUUCCUCGAUCUCUUCAAUUACUACGUCAAUUCUGAAGAUCAUGAGCUAUAUAGCAAGGAAUUGCAGCUCGAUACUAAGAUUUUCUACUUCGACAUUGGGGAGAAUAGGAGGGGCCGUUUCUUAAAGGUGUCUGAAGCUUCUGUGAGUAGAAACCGUAGUACUAUCAUUGUUCCUGCAGGAAGUUCCAGAGAUGAAGGUUGGGCAGCAUUUAGGAACAUUUUGGCUGAUAUCAACGAAGGAUCAAGACUCUUCAUUCUACCCAAUCAGCAAAGUUCUGAAUCCUCUGAACGUAUUGUUGGACUUUCUGAUGAUGUUGGUGCCGGCUUUAUCGCUGGCCAUAGUAAUCAACCACCAACCACUUCUGAGUUGGAUAGAUCUGUUGAUUUGCCUGCGCAAGAAGAAAUUGGGAAUGUGGGGGUCUCAAAAGUGAUCAGGGCUGAUCAAAAAAGAUUCUUCUUUGAUCUUGGGAGCAAUAAUAGGGGCCAUUUUUUAAGAAUAUCUGAGGUUGCAGGUUCUGAUCGAUCCUCAAUAAUUCUUCCACUGUCAGGGCUAAAGCAAUUUCAUGAGAUAGUUGGUCACUUUGUGGAAAUCACCAAGGACCGAAUUGAGGGAAUGUCCAUUGCUAGUGUCCGUACAGUUGAUCCCCCUCAAAGAUGAAUGCUAAUUGGUGUUUUCUGUAAGAAUAAAAAUAAUCACACCCUCUCCGUCAAGGUGUUAUUAGGGAUACAAGUGGGUGUUGGUCAUCUGUGUCUGGUUUGGGUUUGUCUUUUUUUCUUUCUUUCUUUUUUCUCUCCCUUAAUCUCCUACUUCUCAUAUUGUUCUUCCAUUAAUGCUUUUGAAAUAAUGGGAACUCUGGUUGGCCAAGAAGACUAAUUGGAAUUGGAAUUGGCGGGCAAUGUUAGUAUGAACAGGAAAUAAUAGGUGAACAUUAGACCAAAGAGAGCCUUGUACUUGAUUGGAUAUUUUUGGCACCUGUGCUAUAUUUUGUAAUAAUGCUUGUUUGAUUGUUUGGCUCUCCAUCCUAGGUGAACUAGACUUUGAUAGUGGCUUAUGUCUUAUCAUCAUCUAUCUAGAGUUCAAUGAAGUCAAAGAGUAAUGAUAAUUCGUCCACUUACUUUCUC
Arachis stenosperma is the source of this 1666-nucleotide messenger RNA. RefSeq names its product transcription factor Pur-alpha 1. Gene Ontology annotation, biological process: regulation of transcription by RNA polymerase II. Bases 318 to 1202 code for a protein of 294 amino acids. Gene Ontology annotation, cellular component: nucleus. The record is from RefSeq and is a predicted model, not a curated record. The transcript has 5 exons. Gene Ontology annotation, molecular function: purine-rich negative regulatory element binding; RNA polymerase II transcription regulatory region sequence-specific DNA binding; DNA-binding transcription factor activity, RNA polymerase II-specific. Lineage: Eukaryota; Viridiplantae; Streptophyta; Magnoliopsida; Fabales; Fabaceae.